AUGUUGAAGAACAUUCUGCUGUGGUCUCUUCAGCUAAGUCUCCUAGGAAUGAGUCUUGGCGGGAAUGUUCUCAUCUGGCCAAUGGAAGGCAGUCACUGGCUAAAUGUUAAGAUCAUAAUAGACGAACUCCUAAGGAAAGAGCAUAACGUGACUGUCCUUGUUGCAUCCGGGGCCCUUUUCAUCACACCGUCGGUCAGCCCAUCUCUGACAUUCGAAAUAUAUCCAGUGCCCUUCGGCAAGGAAAAAAUCGAAAGCGUGAUCAAGGACUUUGUUUUGACGUGGCUGGAAAACAGGCCGUCUCCUUCAACUAUCUGGACUUUCUAUAAGGAAAUGGCCAAAGUCAUCGAGGAGUUCCACCUGGUGUCCAGAGGGAUCUGUGAUGGCGUUCUUAAGAAUGAAAAGCUGAUGACCAAGCUGCAGAGAGGAAAGUUUGAAGUACUGUUGUCAGACCCAGUAUUUCCGUGUGGCGAUAUCGUAGCUUUAAAACUAGGGAUUCCAUUUAUCUAUUCCUUGCGGUUUUCGCCUGCCUCCACAGUGGAAAAGCACUGUGGAAAAGUCCCGUUUCCUCCUUCCUAUGUUCCUGCAAUCUUGUCAGAACUCACAGACCAGAUGUCCUUCGCUGACCGAGUAAGGAACUUUAUCUCCUACCGAAUGCAGGACUACAUGUUUGAAACUCUUUGGAAGCAAUGGGAUUCCUAUUACAGUAAAGCCUUAGACGGCAGCCAUUGGCUAAAUAUUAAGAUCCUUCUUGAGGAGUUGGUUCAAAGAAAUCACAGUGUGACUGUACUGGCUGCAUCAGAAACUUUAUUCAUCAACUCCAGUCCUGAUGUCUUUAUAAGUUUUGAAGAGAUACCGGUUUCCUACACAAGAAGCAAGAUAGAUGAAAUAAUUGAGCAUAUGAUAGCACUGUGGCUGGAUCACAGGCCAACGCCUCUCACGAUGUGGACUUUCUACAAAGAACUAGGAAAGCUCUUUGCUGCUUUCUACAAAAUCAAUAAGCAGAUCUGUGACGGUGUACUAAAGAAUUCCACUCUAAUGGCAAGACUUCAAAAAGGUGGCUUCGAUGUGUUAAUAUCUGACCCAGUAACAAUGUGUGGAGAGCUGGUGGCUCUGAAAUUGGGAAUUCCCUUUGUGUAUACCCUGCGUUUCUCUCCGGCCUUUACAGUGGAGAGGCAUUGUGGGAAAAUUCCCACACCAGUCUCGUACGUACCUGCAGCCCUGUCAGAGCUCACUGACCAGAUGACUUUUGGUGAAAGGGUUAAGAACACCAUUUCUUAUUCUCUGCAAGACUAUAUAUUUAAGUCCUACUGGGGAGAAUGGAAUUCAUACUACAGCAGAGUUCUAGGAAGACCCACCACACUGUGCGAGACUAUGGGGAAAGCUGAGAUUUGGCUAAUGCGAACAUAUUGGGAUUUUGAAUUUCCUCGUCCAUAUUUGCCUAAUUUUGAGUUUGUGGGAGGACUGCACUGCAAACCUGCCAAGCCUUUGCCUAAGGUCUUGUGGCGCUACAAAGGAAAGAUACCAGCCACAUUAGGAUCCAAUACGAGAUUGUUUGACUGGAUUCCUCAGAAUGAUCUUCUUGGACAUCCCAAAACCAGGGCUUUUAUCACCCAUGGUGGAACAAAUGGAAUCUAUGAGGCCAUUUACCAUGGGAUCCCGAUGGUGGGAGUUCCCAUGUUCGCUGAUCAGCCUGACAACAUAGCUCACAUGAAGGCUAAAGGAGCAGCUGUGGAGGUGAACAUGAACACGAUGACGAGUGCAGAUCUGCUCAAUGCUGUGAGAGCAGUCAUCAACGAGCCAUCUUAUAAAGAGAAUGCCAUGAGACUAUCAAGAAUUCACCACGAUCAGCCAGUGAAGCCCCUGGACAGAGCCGUCUUCUGGAUUGAGUUUGUCAUGCGUCACAAAGGAGCCAAGCACCUUCGUGUGGCAGCGCAUGACCUCAGCUGGUUUCAGUACCACUCUCUGGAUGUGAUUGGGUUCCUGCUGGCUUGUAUGGCAUCUGCUAUAUUUUUGGUUAUAAAAUGUUGUUUAUUUGUAUUUCAAAAAAUUGGUAAGACAGGAAAGAAGAAUAAAAGGGACUAG
Molecule: messenger RNA, 2082 nt
Organism: Rattus rattus (black rat)
Lineage: Eukaryota; Metazoa; Chordata; Mammalia; Rodentia; Muridae
Product: UDP-glucuronosyltransferase 2A1
Exons: 6
Coding region: 1-2082 (693 amino acids)
Molecular function (GO): UDP-glycosyltransferase activity
Source: RefSeq, a predicted model, not a curated record